AUGUUUUUGAAUCGAGUCAGGCUUGCGGUGCGUAGGCUUUCAACUGCAGCUGCGGGUGGUACAGUUCCUAGGACUCAGAUUUCGCAGUUGUCAAAUGGUAUCACGGUUGCAUCGGAGGUGUUGCCUAACACAUCGACGGCGACAGUUGGGAUUUUUGUCGAUGCAGGGUCCAGGGCGGAGAACAGUCGAAAUAACGGAACGGCUCACUUUUUGGAGCAUUUGGCGUUUAAGGGUACGACGAAUCGGUCGCAGGUUGGGAUUGAAUUGGAGAUUGAGAACAUUGGGUCUCAUUUGAACGCUUACACGUCUAGGGAGAAUACGGUUUACUAUGCAAAAUCUCUGAAGGAGGAUAUUCCGAAGGCGAUGGAUAUUCUGAGUGAUAUUCUGACGAGGUCUACUUUGAAUCCCAAGGCUAUUGAACGGGAACGAGACGUUAUAAUUAGGGAAUCAGAGGAAGUCGACAAGAUGUACGAUGAGGUUGUGUUUGACCACUUGCAUGCGAUUACUUACAAGGAUCAGGCGUUGGGAAGGACGAUUCUGGGUCCUAUUGAGAAUAUCAAGUCUAUCCAACGCAAAGAUCUUGCGGAGUAUAUUUCGACGAAUUACACAGGGGACCGCAUGGCGUUGGUUGGUGCCGGGUCCGUAGAUCAUGACAAGCUUGUUGAGUAUGGUGAGCGGUAUUUCGGGCAUAUCAGGAAAUCCGCAGUUCCAGUGCCCUUAGGUUCUCCUCGGGGCCCACUUCCGGUGUUUUAUGGGAACGAGUUGGCCAUCAACGAUGCGAACCUGCCCACAACCCAUAUUGCGUUGGCUGUGGAAGGCGUAUCGUGGUCCGCUCCGGACUAUUUCACCGCCCUAUGCACACAAGCAAUUGUAGGCAACUGGGACAGAUCUCUGGGCACAGGUACGAACUCACCAUCGUCUUUGGCUGUUGCUGCAUCUGAAAAUGGUUCUCUGGUUAAUUCUUAUAUGUCGUUCUCAACAUCUUAUGCCGAUUCGGGACUGUGGGGGAUGUAUAUUGUGGCAGACUCUAAGGAACACAAUAUAAAGUUAAUAAUAGACCAAAUAUUGAAGGAAUGGCUGCGUAUUAAGUCCGGUCAUAUCACUGAUAGUGAGGUGGAGAGAGCUAAGGCACAGCUGACCGCAUCUUUGCUGUUAUCUCUAGACGGUUCUACAGCGAUUGUGGAGGAUAUUGGCAGACAAAUUGUCACCACUGGUAAGCGUCUGUCGCCUGAGGAGGUUUUCGAAAAGGUGGAUAAAAUUACCAAGGAUGACAUUGUAAUGUGGGCCAACUAUAGAUUAAAGGAUAAGCCUAUUUCAAUAGUGUCUCUGGGUAACACUAAAACGGUGCCAGAUUUGGCUUACAUCCAGGCUGCGUUAAACAAAAGGUAG
Messenger RNA from Eremothecium cymbalariae DBVPG#7215, 1389 nucleotides. It is a transcript of the gene MAS1, whose product is annotated as mitochondrial processing peptidase. Bases 1 to 1389 code for a protein of 462 amino acids. Gene Ontology annotation, cellular component: mitochondrion. Gene Ontology annotation, molecular function: metal ion binding; metalloendopeptidase activity. Lineage: Eukaryota; Fungi; Ascomycota; Saccharomycetes; Saccharomycetales; Saccharomycetaceae. The transcript has a single exon. The record is from RefSeq and is a predicted model, not a curated record.